Psylliodes chrysocephalus is the source of this 3616-nucleotide messenger RNA. The record is from the annotation of a GenBank genome assembly. NCBI's taxonomy places the organism in Eukaryota, Metazoa, Arthropoda, Insecta, Coleoptera, Chrysomelidae.
UCUAAGAUUUAAAAUAUAAUUUUAUUUGUAACAAGAAAAACAGAAGCUCAAUUAAAUGAUGACUGAUCGUUUUGGACUAAAAUGGGACCCCAAAAAUUUAGAAAUUAGAACCAUGUCGGUCGAAAAAACACUGGAGCCCCUUGUUUUGCAAGUUACUACUCUUGUAAAUACUAAGGGGCCCAGUAAAAAGAAAAAGGGGAAAUCUAAACGUGCCAAUGCUUUGGUUAGUACUGUAGAAAAAGCCACUGAAAAUUUUAUUGAGAAAGGUGAACAAAUUGCUUAUGAAAACCCAGACAUUACAGACGAAAUGUUAGCUGCUGUUGAUGAGGUGAAGAAAACAGGUACUGCUAUGAGCAUAGCUGCCAGGGAGUUUUCUGAAGAUCCUUGUUCAUCCUUAAAAAGGGGAAAUAUGGUUCGUGCAGCUAGAAACCUUUUAUCAGCUGUGACACGUCUGUUAAUUCUCGCUGACAUGGUAGAUGUUCACCUCUUGCUCAAGUCCUUACAUGUAGUUGAAGAUGAUUUAGAAAAACUGAAAAAUGCUUCAAGCCACGGGGAACUUCUUGACAAUAUUAAAGCCUUUGGCCAAAAUGCCAAUGAACUGAUGAACCAGGCAGCUAAAAGACAACAGGAAUUGAAAGAUCCUCAGCUACGUGAUGAUUUGGCAGCUGCUAGAGCUGUACUUAAGAAACAUUCCACUAUGCUUUUAACUGCUUCUAAGGUUUAUGUGCGCCACCCUGAAUUGGCAGCUGCUAAGGCCAAUAGGGAUUAUGUUUUAAAGCAAGUUUGUGAGGCUGUCAAUACUAUUAAUGAUGUUGCACAGGGUAGAACACCUCAACCUGCUUCUGGACCUUAUGAUGGUCCUGGAGAGCUUGCAGCUGCAUUAGAUGAUUUCGAUGAUCAUAUGGUAAUGGAACCUCUUGCUUACAAUGAGGUUCAUACAAGACCAUCACUGGAAGAACGCUUGGAGAGCAUUAUUAGUGGUGCUGCCUUAAUGGCAGACUCAAGUUGUACCAGAGAUGAAAGACGAGAACGUAUUGUAGCUGAAUGCAAUGCUGUUAGGCAAGCUCUUCAAGAUUUACUUUCAGAAUACAUAACAAAUAUUGGCAAUAAAGACAAAAGUGAGAGUCUUAACAGGGCUAUUGACAAUAUGGGCAGAAAGACCCGUGACCUCAGAAGACAGCUCAGAAAAGCUGUAGUUGAUCAUGUUUCUGACAGUUUCUUGGAAACCAACGUACCUCUAUUGGUUCUAAUAAAAGCAGCUCAAAACGGCAAUGAAAAAGAAGUAGAGGAAUAUGCGGUCGUCUUUACUGAACAUUCCAAUAAACUUGUAGAAGUAGCUAACCUCGUCUGCAGCAUGUCAAACAAUGAAGAUGGUGUCAAAAUGGUUCGAUAUGCAGCUGCUCAGAUAGACAAUCUUUGUCCGGAAGUAAUAAACGCAGCUAGAAUCUUAGCUGCCAGACCUCGCAGUAAAGUUGCUCAAGAGAAUAUGGAAGCUUUUAAACAAUCUUGGGAACACCAAGUACGAAUUUUGACAGAAGCUGUUGAUGAUAUCACUACUAUUGAUGACUUUUUGGCUGUUUCCGAGAACCAUAUUCUUGAAGAUGUUAAUAAAUGCGUCCUAGCACUUCAAGAAGGUGAGGCUGAUACAUUAGAUCGCACUGCUAGCGGAAUCAAGGGUAGAUCUAACAGGGUAUGCAAUGUUGUAACAGCCGAAAUGGAUAACUAUGAACCUUGCAUUUAUACCAAACGUGUUCUGGAAGCAGUUAAAGUGCUGAACGAUCAAGUAAUGCCCAAGUUUACUCAAAGAGUACAGGUUGCAGUACAAGCGCUUGGUAACAGUCCUCCAAAGGAAGUUGAUGAAAAUGACUUCAUUGAUGCUUCUAGAUUAGUUUAUGAUGGAGUUAGAGAGAUAAGAAGAGCUGUGCUUAUGAAUAGGGCUGAUGAGGAUUUAGAUCCUGAAGAUGUCGAACUUGAUGAAAAUUACUUGAUUGAAACUAGAAGUAAAUCGAGUGCCCACACUGGUGAACAUGGCGUAGAUGAAUAUCCGGAUAUUAGUGGCAUUACAACUGCUAGGGAAGCUAUGGGGAAGAUGCCCGAAGAGGAUAAACAGAAGAUUUUACAGCAAGUAGAAUUCUUUAGAAGUGAAAAACUCAAAUUUGACCGUGAAGUUGCCAAAUGGGACGAUACUGGAAAUGACAUUAUCGUUCUUGCCAAACAUAUGUGCAUGAUUAUGAUGGAAAUGACAGAUUUUACAAGGGGUCGAGGUCCUCUGAAAACAACCAUGGACGUUAUAAACGCCGCUAAAAAGAUUUCAGAAGCUGGUACCAAAUUAGAUAAACUAACUCGCCAAAUUGCAGAACAAUGCCCAGAAAGUUCAACUAAGAAAGAUCUUCUUGCUUAUCUACAACGUAUUGCUCUUUACUGUCAUCAAAUGAACAUUACGUCUAAGGUUAAGGCUGACGUGCAGAAUAUUAGUGGAGAACUUAUUGUUUCAGGGCUUGAUAGUGCUACAUCAUUGAUUCAAGCUGCUAAGAAUUUAAUGAACGCCGUAGUUCUUACCGUUAAAGCUUCAUACGUUGCUUCUACCAAAUAUCCACGACAAGGGACUGUAGCUUCUCCUAUUGUCGUGUGGAAGAUGAAGGCUCCAGAGAAGAAACCUCUAGUGAGACCCGAAAAACCCGAGGAAGUCCGUGCCAAAGUGCGCAAAGGUUCACAAAAGAAAGUUCAAAAUCCAAUACAUGCUCUAUCCGAAUUCCAAAGUCCCACGGAAUCCGUGUAAAGUGCCCUAUUUUUGUUAUAAAUAUAAUAACCAUUUGUUAACUAUUAUUUGCCUCAUUAUUCUGUGACUUUUUUAUGUGACUAUAGAUUUUAGCAUUACAGCUCGUUUACUAACGCUCACCAUUCCUAAUGAAUUUGUUAGUCUAAGAUGUUGGUAGCUAUAACAUACUUUUAAUAUAUGAAUGGGUUUGGAUAUUUCUUAAAUCAACUAAGUCUUGGACUAGUGAGAUAAAGCUUUAUCUAUUAAUGAUACUUUUCUCGUUGUAUGCAUCUCAAUGUCGUUUUUUACCGUCCAGGCAAAAAUCAUCUUCAGUUUUCCAUCAUAUGUGUAUAAAUAUUUGUAGACACUAGCAAUAAUAAAACAAUAAAAGCGUUCCUACAGCUAACACAUCAGUGCCCAGGGUAUAUCAAGACACUUUCAUGUGCAGUUUUUCUUGCAGUGUUAAUGUAGCUAUGUUUAAUGUUUAUUCUUCAUCUGAAGUUGAUUCAUUACCGCAUUAGGUGUUAAAAUGAUACUUUUCAGCCGGGAGAGGCAGAUUUUAUUAUUUUAGGAAUACAAUAAAAAAUUUAUGUAUUUAUUAUUAAUACAUAAUGGGUAGAUUUUUCAAAUUAGGUGAGUGUUUGUACAUGUGCUAUUAGAAAUAAAAAAAAAAAUGUAGAGAUGUUGUUUUGGAAAUACAUAUCAACAAUCUACAAUAUAUUCAGUAUUUAUUUAUGCAACUUUAUCUUUAUAUGUCGGAUUCGGAUUAGGGUGGUUUUUGUAGUUAGAGCUUUAAUUGCAUCUUAUGUAUUUUAUUACAGUACUCUUGAUACUAAAUAAAAAGCAUUUUAAUAUAUA